Paramisgurnus dabryanus is the source of this 1937-nucleotide messenger RNA. NCBI's taxonomy places the organism in Eukaryota, Metazoa, Chordata, Actinopteri, Cypriniformes, Cobitidae. The record is from RefSeq and is a predicted model, not a curated record.
UUUCUUUUCAACGCCCAUCUUUUCAGUUGCAACCUCUCAGCAUCACGGAAGCAGGAAGUUCCUGAUGCACCUGACGCGACUCAAACCGCCUUGUAAAAACAAGUUGCUACUGUAAACGUAACUCCGGCAACAGCAGUCCACUAACGUUAUGUCAGAAGAAGGUGAACAGUCAUUUAAGGCUGUGGACUUGGAGCUUAAGGCUCAAGAAUCUCCCAAACCAGACAUCAAUCCUCCUCAACAAGAAUCUCCUGCAGAAACAGCUAAGCCCAAUGCACCUCCUCCAGAGGCCAAAGAUGAAACCAACACCUCCCAACGUACAGCUGUGGUUAAAGCUAAAUGGGCAUCAACUGUGGAACAGUUUAAAAUGAAGAGAUUUUUUGUCCUCAGGCCUGGUACUUUGGACCAUGCCAUUGAAGAGCUUAAAGCUCUGGUGGACCCCUUAGAAGAUGGUGUUGUCCAGAGUUUUUGGCUUAUGGCGGAGAUAGAUCAUUGGAACAAUGAGAAAGAACGUCUGGUCCUCAUCACAGAAAACACCCUCCUUGUCUGCAAGUAUGACUUUGUCAUGCUCAACUGUGAGCAGAUCCAAAGAGUUCCACUCAACUACAUUGACCGCAUCUGCCACGGUGCCUUCUGCUUUCCACAACACUCCCUCCUGACGAGAGAGGGUGAGGGAGUUCGUGUGUUUUGGGACAAACUUAGAGAGCCAUCUUUCAGUGCACGUUGGAAUCCUUUUUCUGUUAACUAUCCUUACACUACAUUCACCUAUCACCCUGUCAGGAGUGCCAAUGAGCAGAUGGGCCAUCUGUGUGAGAUCAACAGCUUCAGGGAACAGCUGAAUUUGGCAGCACAGAAAGCCCACAGCAAGAACCCUAUACCUGGGAAAGCUAACGGAGUUCUAGUGCUGAAUCAACCCAUUCAAAUUGAGGCAUAUGUGGGUCUGAUGUCUGCACUGGGCAACCAGAACAAGCUGGGGUAUUGCUUAGCACGAGGCAAUAUUGGUUUCUGAAGGUGCCUUGAAUUUCCACCGAGUGUUUACACUAAGUAACUCUCUUAUACCAGCUGAACAAGCGUAAUUUAUGCUCACCUAAACUUAUAACUUGGAAAUAUUCUAGUAGGUUUAUUAUUUAGAUUUCUCAUUGCUGUUUAAAAGACAUUUACUGUAUUUAUAUUUAUGUCAAUCAAAUUAUAUUGCUUCUAAAUGGAGUGUGCUUUCUUUUGCAUUGCUGUUUUUUUACUGUAGAUAUGAUUCCCAAUUUGUUUUUUCACAGUUUGUCUUCAAACGUGCCACACAAUCAAAUUGACCAUAUGGACCGCAUUUUUAUAUACAGUAGUGAACCAAUUAACAAGACAUUACUUGUAAAAGAUUGUUCAUUUUUUAUGACAAUGUUAUACAGUAAUUUCCUUUGCAUGUGUAAUGUACCAAGUAUGUAGUUCUUCCUCCUACGAUUUCCUGUUUAGCAAUAUCUGCAGAACAGUUGUAUACAUUGAUAUCCUCACUAUUGAAAUGUAGGAAUUAACGCAAGAACUUGGUAGUAAUUGUGCCUUCUUUCUUUUUGUAUCUGUGCCGAUAUCCUGUCCCAUCGCAAGGCUUCUUACAGGCUACGUGAUGCAUGAAGAUCAUAUUUGUUUGUUGGUUUAAGGUUUAUUAUUACAGCAGAGAGGGUACUGGAAUUUCCCCAGUGUUGUAAUUGCCCAGCUGUCUUGAUUUGUCUCUUCAGCAGAGCACAGCAAAAUGUCAAACAAAUUGGAAAGCCUUUAUGAAAUGAAUUAUGUUAUGGUAACAAUUUUUCUAUAGUACAGAACUCGAUGCUAUUCCAUCACCAUCUCAAACAAGUUUAGUUGAAAAGUGUCUGUGCUUUAUUAAGCUGUCCAGUUUGCACUAUUUCGAUGUAUGUGGUUGAUGCUUGACACGGCUAUUAAAUUAUGAAAUUAAAUAA